This is a messenger RNA of Geodia barretti, 305 nucleotides long. The record is from the annotation of a GenBank genome assembly. Lineage: Eukaryota; Metazoa; Porifera; Demospongiae; Tetractinellida; Geodiidae.
AGGCGCGGACUGAGGAGGUGUACGAGAUUGCACGACGGGUGCACGCAGGCCUCUGAGAGAGGGCUGAUUGGUCUGACCACUAUGUAGGUUAGCUCCCUCCCGUUCGCUAAUGGGACCUUCGAAAGAAGUAGGAGAGCAAAUACAGAACGGUCCAGGCCCAAAAAUUAGUGCCAAGGUGGUGGCUCCCAGGAGUUCAGAAGAGGGAAAGAAUUAUGUAUUUUUGAGGUGUGUGGGGAGAGUUGGCAUGCCAUAAAAGGCUCUUUAACCAACCGCCCCAGUUCUCAAGGCUGGGGCACCUGAUGUCC